Messenger RNA from Vollenhovia emeryi, 2256 nucleotides. Its product is annotated as U3 small nucleolar RNA-associated protein 6 homolog. The transcript has 7 exons. Gene Ontology annotation, cellular component: Pwp2p-containing subcomplex of 90S preribosome; small-subunit processome. The annotation marks the transcript as partial. Lineage: Eukaryota; Metazoa; Arthropoda; Insecta; Hymenoptera; Formicidae. The record is from RefSeq and is a predicted model, not a curated record. Gene Ontology annotation, molecular function: snoRNA binding; protein binding. Gene Ontology annotation, biological process: maturation of SSU-rRNA from tricistronic rRNA transcript (SSU-rRNA, 5.8S rRNA, LSU-rRNA).
AAAUAUGGUAUCACGCAAAAGAGGUCGGUCAUCGACAACGCUAUAACUAAUAAGAUGAAUACCUUGUACAAAGACGCGAUAUUUAAGUUUCAAGACGACAUUCGAUUUUGGAUCGCGUACAUGAAGUUCUGUAAACACGUGGUAGGUAGCGAGCACUUCCACAGCAACAUCAACCACAUGCUGGGCAGAAUGCUGCAGGUGCACAGAGACAAGCCCAAGUGCUGGCACAUAGCGGCAUGUUGGGAAUUGGAAGAGAACAAGAACAAGCACGGUGCACGGCAGUACCUCCUUAGAGGCUUACAGAUUCACCCUGAUUCUCGAUUACUGUACAUCGAUGCUUUCAAACUCGAAUUGGACAAUCGCCUGGCUCCCAACUCUGAAAAUACCGAGAACCGGGAAGAUAAUCCAGUGUCGGCAACGACGGACGAUAACGACAUGCCACUUCCGUUGAAAACGGCCUUCUUUAUAUACCAACAGGCUUUUGAGCACAUCAAGGAUAUUAAAUUUAUAGUCGAGUUGCUCAACAUCACAAAAGAAUACGACAACAUUGAGCAAUUGCAGAAGAGAAUCAUUUGCGACAUGAUUCGGGAGUACGCCCACGAGCCCCUGAUGUGGGAUACGAUGGCGCGUCGCGAGCUGCAGGGUCUGGUGCAACCACGCCUCAGUGACACGCCGAUGGAACUGGAGGAUGCCGAGCAGGUCUCCUUGAGGGAUCGUAUCACGUCCUGCAACAAGGUCUACCAGACCGCCGUGAAGAAGAUCAAAACUGAAGAGAUCUGGUCGUUGUACAUAGAGUGCUUGUUGGAGAUUAAUCGCGACCUGCAAUCGUUGCCGAACUUCAAAAGGAAACUCUUGAAAACCGCCCUGAUGCAGGCGCAUCAGGCGAAGAAACUGAAGGAGGAGCAUUAUUUGCACUGGAUUAAUAUGUUGAGCGUCGACAAGAAGCACGACGAGAGCGUACGGAAAAAGCUGGACGAAGUGCUGUGCGGAGCGACCGAUGCUGUACCAAACAGCGUUAGAAUUUGGCACGCGCGGUUCAACCAUAUGUUGCAGAGCGGCCUGGAGAAGGAGGCGUACGCUAUGUUUCCAAAGGUGACGGAGAUAUUGGGUGAGAAAGCGUUACCUUUGUGGAAAAUGCGGAUCUUGCAUGCCCAGAUAAAGAGCUCGGAAGAGGCCGAGGAGAGCUUUCAAGCGGCUCUGCAGUCACACAUACUGAUUGCCAGAGAUAUCAAGCCUAUGUGGCUCGAAUGGCUCGUUUUAACGAAAGGCAUCUGUGCGGCUCGCCAGGCAUACAAGAGCCUCUAUCUUCAACCGCCCACCUCGUUGGACUUCCACAAGAAGAUGAUUGCGCUGGAGCUUAUGCAGCCGGAAACUAUGCCAAAGUACGUACGGCGACCUUACGAUAUAGCGACGAUGGAAUUUGGGACUAACGACACGGCCAUCUGGAUCGACUACAUCAAGUACGAGAUGAAGCACGGAGACCCGAAGAAAGCUAGCAACAUCCACCAGCAGGCGGUUAAGACGUUGGAUCGUAGCUUAGCGUACUCCUUCUUAGCGGAUUAUAGUCUGAUUGCGGCAAAGCCUGAUUCCAUAUGAUGCCGAUCGUAAACGUGCACUGUACAUAUAUCAAGCGCGACAUGUAUGUAUCGCGUGCUCGUGUCGUCACACGCAAAACUACUGCCCCGACUUGCGUUAUUUGUAAAUUAAUAGAGUAAUAUAUCGCAUUUCGGUAAAUGUUUAGAAUAUGUGACUGGAAUCUACCGACAAGAAGUAAAAUAUUGAAAUACAGCUAUACUGGAAGAGGCACUGUUCUAUAACGUCAGUGCGCAUACAGCACCGAAAGAUUGCAGAAACGUUGCACACACCUUUCACUGUAACAUUGUAACAUUGCAUGGAGCUUGCGAAAUGUUUCAGCAACGUUGUUGCAAGCUUGAAGCAACAUUGAAACGACCUCCAUCAGACGUAUUACAAUGUAACAUUGCAGUAAUGGCACGGUGCAAUGUAUUUGUAAUAUUGAUUUCAUUAUACGUUAUUUAUAUAAAUAUGCAGGAUAGGUCGUUCGGAAAAUUCGUUUUAAAUUUCCUAUAUAUGUAUUUAUAAUAGAUAGGAAAAUUGAAAAACAAACUUUCCGAAUAACCUAAUAAAUAAAAUUUGCGAAUAUAAAGACACCCAAGAGAUAUGUAAGAAAAAUCUAAAUAAUAUUAUAAUACGUUACCAAUAUAUUUUGCCAACUUUAUAAUAUUUCUACAAGGUUAC